Neolamprologus brichardi is the source of this 1054-nucleotide messenger RNA. Lineage: Eukaryota; Metazoa; Chordata; Actinopteri; Cichliformes; Cichlidae. The record is from RefSeq and is a predicted model, not a curated record.
AUGGUCCAAAGAGAUCCUGAUGUACUCAACUUGCUGUCACUACUGAGAGAGGUGCUGUGUGAGGGAUUACCGAACCUCACCCCCGUCCAUCGACAUGACUUCACCAGGUAUCUCACAGACACCUGCAUCACACGGCGGAAGCUUUUCCAGGCGGUGGUCGAUGGAGCUGCUAACGUGUCUGUCACUCAGCUACACUUGGAGGUGGAACUGCCAGCCACACCCCCUCCCUUAGCAAAGGGCGUCGAUCUGCAAGAGUGGGAAAGUCAGCAGCAUGAAGCAAGUCUCACUUCAACCUUGGAGCAGAAGGAAAAUGAGCUGAGGUGUUUGAGACAGGGGUCACGGGUCAGUCUGGAGGACAUCACUCUUCCAGAGGAUAAGCAUCUGGAUAAACAGGGCAUUGUGGAGUUGGUUCGUGCAGCAGUGAGGGCUACCGAGAGCCAGAUAGUGGCAAGCCUAGUCCAAGAGGCCGAUCUGCUCAGUGAGAUCCUGCAGCUGAAACUGCAGCAGGGGGCUCUGGCCACUGGGAGGCACAACAAUACUUCUCCUACCAAUACAGAGACAACUGCAAAGGUACAAACUGCCAAAACUAAAACAGGAGGGAUGGCGUCUGGAAAAGCAGAGAGCAGGAAGUCAGUGAAUAAACAUGAUCAGAAGUAAGAAUGUUGAACCAUUUAGUAACAGUCACAGUUUCAGCUAACUGUGUUACUUUUGGAUGCUCAAGCUUGUAUUAUCAUUAUUAUUUUUAUUACUGCACUUCUUAUAUUUAUAAUUUGAAGAUUUCUGUAUUUCAAAUGUAUCCCUUAACACUUGUUAUGUCAUAUUUGAUACAUGAGUUUGUGAGUUUUUAAACUUCUACAUGAUCGGUGUAAUCCCACUCUCCUCAAAAAAACUGAAUAAGUUGCACAUUUUUAGCAACAAAUUGCAAAAAAGAAACCUGGAUGUAAUGAAUACACAUUAAACAAAUGAAAACUCAUAUGUGCAAAUAUAUGAGCCCAUAUAUAUGUGGGGUUUUUUGUUCUUCCCAUGUACUGUGGCUUCCUCCCACAGUCUAGAG